Molecule: messenger RNA, 364 nt
Organism: Sipha flava (yellow sugarcane aphid)
Lineage: Eukaryota; Metazoa; Arthropoda; Insecta; Hemiptera; Aphididae
Source: RefSeq, a predicted model, not a curated record
UGGCCCCAGGUUACCCCUACACCCGGUGAUGUGUAAAUUCAAAGGAAACAUGGAUUUAGCUUAUCCAGGUGUAUUGAAAUUGGAUCCUAAAGAUAUACCAUGUGAAUGUGAUUUGAUUAUUUACACUAGAUUUUCAAUUGAUUUGAAAUCCCGAUUGAAUAUAGAUAAAGAGCUCAUUCAACAAGUAGUAGCUUUAAAAAAACCCGUCAUUUUAGAACUCAAUCACGAAACUAGAUCCGCUCAUUGGGGAUCUUUAUUAAAGCCUUCUAAGCAAUAUAAAGAGACGAAAGUAUUGCGUGACUUUGCAUCAGCCAAUAAUAUAAGUGGAUUUCUUAUUGCAGAACUGUUUGUUGAUGAUGAUAAU